This is a messenger RNA of Aphanomyces astaci, 1236 nucleotides long. RefSeq lists its product as hypothetical. The record is from RefSeq and is a predicted model, not a curated record. Gene Ontology annotation, molecular function: protein binding. The coding region runs from base 1 to 1236 and encodes 411 amino acids. The transcript has a single exon. Lineage: Eukaryota; Oomycota; Saprolegniomycetes; Saprolegniales; Verrucalvaceae.
AUGGACACGGAACGACCGUCGAAGAUGCGAUCGUCGCUUCUAAACGUAUCGCCCAUGUUGGCAGUCCUCGUCACCCAGGGACUUUUCGACGCUACCAUUGCGUAUCAGAAUGGAAUUUACCUGGACCUGCGCCCAUUCGUGGGCUUGACGGAUGCGUUGGGGCCUCUCGGUGAUCUUCUCAAGCGCACUGCUUCUGAAGGGAUUGACCAUUGGGAUGGCAUCACGAUUGUCGCUGAAUCAUUUGCCCCCCUUGGUCAAGUCAUGUCGGGGUGGUACAAGGCCAACGGAUCUGCCCGCAUGCUCAAGCUAUUAGCUUGUUUCCCGCAACUGCGAGACCUUGUCAUUGCGCACGCUGUGGUCAAUGGAAACCUUCCACUAUUGAGCUUGCUACCACUCGAGAUCUUGCGUGCAGUGCCAUACACGUUGCUCGAUUUGGCAGCUUGGGACGGCCACCUGAAUGUCCUCGAGUUCCUUCAUUCUGUUGUGGGCCACGAAGGAUGUACUACUUGGGGAAUGAACCUUGCUGCUCGUUAUGGCCACCUCGACGUUGUUCGCUACCUCCAUGAGCGCAGAAGUGAGGGAUGUUCAGACUGGACCGUAGUAUUUGCCGCGGAGAAUGGGCAUGUGGAAGUUGUAAAAUUCCUUCACAACUAUUUUGAUCCCAGUACCGUCCUCGUCAGUGCCGCUCUAAAGUCCGCCGCUAGCAACAAUCGAUUGGAUGUGGCGACGUACAUCAUUCAGGUGCUAGGUAAUGAUGAGCGUAAUUCGACUGACGUGAUCGAAGAAGCGGCGCGCAAGGGCCAUCUGCAAAUGGUCCAGUUGUUGCACCUGAACAGUUUUGCUUGUACGACCAAAGCGAUGGACGACGCCGCUGUCGGUGGCCAUUUGAAGGUCGUCCAAUGGCUGCAUUCUCAUCGGACCGAAGGCUGUACGACGCGCGCAAUGAACUGGGCCGCAUCGAAUGGACAUUUGAAGAUUGUGCAAUGGUUACAUGCCAAUCGUCAAGUAGGGUGUACGAACUGGGGGCUUGAACGGGCUGCUACCCUUGGCCAUCGGGAUGUGGUGGAAUUUCUCGUGACCCAUCGACAUGAGGUCGAUGCGAAAGUGGUUUUGGAGCGGGUGAAGCUAGAGUACCGCUACGAUGCCGUGGCGAUGUUAGAGUCCAUUAUGGACAAGCCAUCACUCGAAAAUCGUCAACGCGAUUCGAACACGAGGCAGAACGUGAGCUAUGCUUAG